UCGGUUUGCUGGCUCAUUCGUUCAAGAUGGCGGCCACGUCACCUUCAGUCCCACAGCUGUUUACAGAAUUACAGCGAUUAGGCAAGGAAGGGAACUUUUCCAAAGCACAGAAGAUAGCAAAUAAAAUUUUGCAAGAGAAUCCAAAAGAUGCCGAUGCGUUCCAUUGUAAAGUAGUCUGUCUUGUUCAGCAAUCAUGUUUUCGUGAAGCUCUCGAUGUUGUUAACUCAGGAUCCAAGAAAGGGAUAAAGGAGCUGCCAUUUGAGAAAGCAUAUUGUCUGUACAGAUUGAAUAAAACAAGUGAAGCACUAGAAGUUCUAAAGGAUAUUCCUGACCAAGGACAGCGGGAAAAGGAGCUUACUGCUCAAGUGUACUAUCGUCUUGGGGAGUAUGAAAAAUGCAGAUCCAUUUACAAGGAUUUAAUCAAGAAUUCAGAGGAUGACUAUGGAGAUGAAAGAGAAACAAACUUAUCAGCUGUCAUUGCUGCGUCUAACCAGUGGGGAAAGACAAAAUUGUUUUCGGAGAGCGGGCUACGAGAAGAUACCUACGAGUUGUGUUAUAAUGCUGCCUGUUUGUCACUGGCAAAUAAUGAUUAUCAAACAGCAAGGAGUAAGCUGACUCAAGCUGAAGCUCUUUGUCGCAAAUCACUUGAAGAAGAUCCUGAAACAACUGAAGAUGAUGUUGAUGCAGAGCUGGGCGUUCUAAGAACUCAACUUGGGUUUACUUACCAAAUGCAAGGAGUAAAUGAUGAUGCUAUGAAGUUGUACAACCAGGUCCUUAAAUCCAAACCCAACGAUGUUGCUCUUGUUGCUGUAGCAUCUAAUAACGUCAUCACUCUGAACAAGGAAAGGGAUCUAUUUGACUCUAAGAAGAAAAUUAAGGCAACAAUGGUAGAUGGUUUAGAAAACAAAUUAACUGACCAGCAAAACCGGCAGCUAAAAUUCAACCAGUGUCUUUUGUUUCUCUACUCCAAUCAGCUUGAUGCAUGUAGAUCCUUAAUAACAUCUUUAGAGGAGAAGUAUCCAGAUUGUGACUUUCCUUGUUUGAUGUGUGCUUCACUGUUGCUUAGAGAGAAACAAUAUGAUAAAGCCAUCAAAAUGCUUAAGGAUUAUGCUGAAACCCACCCCAAAACAUCAGCUAAUGYUCAACUGACUCUUGUUCAGAUGUAUCUUACCCAAGGUCAUUUAGAAUCAGCUUGUACUACUUUAAGGUCCAUUGAAGAGCUUUGUCACCGUCCAGGCAUAGUAUCAGCAUUAGUAACAUUGUACACUCAUCUUGGAAAUAUAGACGCAGCCAUCUCAGUACUUGACUCAUCUGUGAAAUAUGCUCAAGAAAAUAAGAAUGCCCUCACUCAAUCAGAAAUGAUCAGUUUAAUGCGAGAAAAUGUUGCCUACAAACUUUCCCAUGGUCGGGCUAAGGAAGCUGUACAGAUGUUGGAGAGACUGCACAGGGAAGAUCCACAUAAUAUGAAGACACUUGCACAGCUUAUCACCGCUUACUCUCAAGUAAACCCAAAACAAGCSGAGAAAUACAGCAUGGAGCUCCCUGCUUUWGAUGGCGUUACCGAUGUUGAUGUCGAUUCACUGGAGCUAAGUCCAGGUAUGCGGUUUGGUCGUCCAAAGCGCACUGCAGAUGACAUGAUGGGAAAGGACAGUAGUGAUGUCAUCAUGAGAAAGAAACGAAGAAAAAAGAAAAAAGGAAAACUUCCUAAGAAUCACAACCCUGAAGUGGACCCUGACCCUGAGCGAUGGUUACCUAAGCGAGAAAGGUCAUAUUACAAGGGAAAACGCCAGAAGAAAGUUGCUGUUGGCAAAGGGACUCAAGGAGCUGCGUCAACAGGAACAGAAUC
Molecule: messenger RNA, 1846 nt
Organism: Exaiptasia diaphana
Lineage: Eukaryota; Metazoa; Cnidaria; Anthozoa; Actiniaria; Aiptasiidae
Product: signal recognition particle subunit SRP72
Biological process (GO): SRP-dependent cotranslational protein targeting to membrane
Cellular component (GO): signal recognition particle, endoplasmic reticulum targeting
Molecular function (GO): protein binding; 7S RNA binding; ribosome binding
Source: RefSeq, a predicted model, not a curated record